AUGCAAAUGGCAGCUAUCCCAUUACUCGAGUUUGACAGGGUCAAGAAAGAUAAGCUGGCUCUCCAGAAACAUUUCAGGAUGAAGAGAGAUCACGUCUUGGAGCAAUUGGAACAAAUGUGUCUCAAAGACAAGAUCCCGCCAAAAUGGACCACUGCUACCCAAAAGACCGUCAAUGGGCCUUUGGGUAAAGACUGGCGUGGUGGCUGUGGUGCAUCUGCCACCAUCAUUCCCUCAAGCACCAGAGCUGCCAAGGCUGUCGGCAAAGUCAUCCCUGCUCUCAAUGGCAAGGUUCUUCUUGAUCAGCAGCUAAUCUCAUGGCCGUUUGUCAGCAACAGUCAUUCCAGCAUCUUUGAUGCCAAGGCUGGUAUCAGCCUGAACCCCAACUUUGUCAAACUUGUCAGCUGGUAUGACAACGAGUGGGGGUACUCUUGCCGGGUCUUUGAUCUCAUAUGUGAAAUGGCCAAGCAAGAUGCUUAA
Puccinia triticina is the source of this 477-nucleotide messenger RNA. RefSeq lists its product as uncharacterized. Bases 1 to 477 code for a protein of 158 amino acids. Gene Ontology annotation, molecular function: oxidoreductase activity, acting on the aldehyde or oxo group of donors, NAD or NADP as acceptor. The transcript has 4 exons. The record is from RefSeq and is a predicted model, not a curated record. Lineage: Eukaryota; Fungi; Basidiomycota; Pucciniomycetes; Pucciniales; Pucciniaceae.